Messenger RNA from Lepus europaeus (European hare), 9345 nucleotides. It is a transcript of the gene IKZF2, whose product is annotated as IKAROS family zinc finger 2. Gene Ontology annotation, molecular function: DNA-binding transcription factor activity; RNA polymerase II cis-regulatory region sequence-specific DNA binding. The record is from RefSeq and is a predicted model, not a curated record. NCBI's taxonomy places the organism in Eukaryota, Metazoa, Chordata, Mammalia, Lagomorpha, Leporidae. Gene Ontology annotation, biological process: regulation of transcription by RNA polymerase II. Bases 295 to 1878 code for a protein of 527 amino acids. The transcript has 9 exons.
AUGGAGGAAGUAAAAACAGGAUUACCCUUAGCUACAGAUCCACUGCCUUAGUUUCCACCACCAACUGCAGUGCACAAACACACGUUAGUCACAGGAAAGAAAGAAAGAGAGGACACACUAACAGUAAACACAAACAAAAGGGUGAUGGGAUUGUUUUACUGCAUGCACUGCUGAGCCCGACAUUGUCACCUCCUCUUUGAGGGGUUAGAAGAAGCUGAGAUCUCCCGACAGAGCUGGAAAUGGUGAUGAAUCUUUUUUAAUCAAAGGACAAUUUCUUUUCACUGCACUUUGACUAUGGAAACAGAGGCUAUUGAUGGCUAUAUAACAUCAGGUGACAAUGAGCUUUCACCUGAAAGGGAGCACUCCAAUAUGGCAAUUGACCUCACCUCAAGCACACCCAAUGGACAGCAUGCCUCACCAAGUCACAUGACAAGCACAAAUUCAGUAAAGCUAGAAAUGCAGAGCGAUGAAGAAUGUGACAGGAAACCCCUGAGCCGCGAUGACGAGAUCAGGGGCCAUGAUGAGGGUAGCAGCCUAGAAGAACCCCUAAUUGAGAGCAGCGAGGUGGCUGACAACAGGAAAGUCCAGGAGCUUCAAGGCGAGGGAGGAAUCCGGCUUCCGAAUGGUAAACUGAAAUGUGACGUCUGUGGCAUGGUUUGCAUUGGGCCCAAUGUGCUUAUGGUACAUAAAAGGAGUCACACUGGUGAACGUCCAUUCCACUGUAACCAGUGUGGAGCUUCUUUUACUCAGAAGGGCAACCUUCUGAGACACAUAAAGUUACACUCUGGAGAGAAGCCGUUCAAAUGUCCUUUCUGUAGUUACGCCUGUAGAAGAAGGGACGCCCUCACUGGCCACCUCAGGACCCACUCUGUGGGCAAACCUCACAAGUGCAACUACUGUGGGCGGAGCUACAAGCAGCGCAGUUCACUGGAGGAGCACAAGGAGCGCUGCCACAACUAUCUGCAGAACGUCAGCAUGGAGGCUGCGGGGCAGGUCGUGAGUCACCAUGUACCUCCUAUGGAAGAUUGUAAGGAACAAGAGCCUAUUAUGGACAACAAUAUUUCUCUGGUGCCUUUUGAGAGACCUGCUGUCAUGGAGAAGCUCACAGGGAAUAUGGGAAAACGUAAAAGCUCCACUCCACAAAAGUUUGUGGGGGAAAAGCUCAUGCGAUUCAGUUACCCAGAUAUUCAUUUUGAUAUGAACUUAACAUAUGAGAAGGAGGCUGAGCUGAUGCAGUCUCAUAUGAUGGACCAAGCCAUCAACAAUGCAAUCACCUACCUUGGAGCUGAGGCCCUUCACCCUCUGAUGCAGCACCCGCCAAGCACAAUCGCUGAGGUGGCCCCGGUUAUAAGCUCAGCUUAUUCUCAGGUCUAUCAUCCAAAUAGGAUAGAAAGACCCAUUAGCAGGGAAACCUCUGAUAGUCAUGAAAACAACAUGGAUGGCCCUAUCUCUCUCAUCAGACCAAAGAGUCGACCCCAGGAAAGAGAGGCCUCUCCCAGCAAUAGCUGCCUGGAUUCUACUGACUCAGAAAGCAGCCAUGAUGACCACCAGUCCUACCAAGGAAACCCUGCCUUAAAUCCCAAGAGGAAACAAAGCCCAGCUUACAUGAAGGAGGAUGUCAAGGCUUUGGACACCACCAAGGUUCCUAAGGGCUCUCUGAAGGACAUCUACAAGGUCUUCAAUGGAGAAGGAGAACAGAUCAGGGCCUUCAAGUGCGAGCACUGCCGAGUCCUUUUCCUAGACCAUGUCAUGUACACCAUUCACAUGGGUUGCCAUGGCUACCGGGACCCACUGGAAUGCAACAUCUGUGGCUACAGAAGCCAGGACCGAUAUGAGUUUUCAUCACACAUUGUUCGAGGGGAGCACACAUUCCACUAGGCCUUUUCAUUCCAAAGGGACCCCUAUGAAGUAAAGAACUGCACAUGAAGAAAUACUGCACUUACGAUCCCACCUCCCCUCAGAUGUUGACAUACCUUUUUUAAGAAAUAUUAUUACUGUCAAUAAUUUUAUUUUGUGGACACAAUGUCAUUUGCUCUGCCUAAUUAAAGUAAGGAAGAAACAGAAGAGAGAAGGGACGGGAAUAUUGUUUCUUGAUAUCUUGGCUUGUUUAUUUGGUGGGAAUUUAAAGCAGUUCAUUUCUGCCACACACAGAUGUAAGGCAUAUCAUGCUUUGAAACAAAAUCAUUUGACGCAGAUAGAUUUACCUAAGAGAUUCUAAUUUGCCACUGAUAUCCGAGGAUUAUGAUUGGAGGCAAGAAAGUUUAGAGUUUUCUGGAUAGAACUUUGGCAGUUUAAAAUGGUAUAAGUAACUGUACUCUUCAAAGAAUUUGUUUCAAAAUGUAAACUGAUUUUUUUGUUCUUUAGAAAUCAUGGAACACAGACAUGUUGUUAUUUUUCAGUGAUAACUCCUAGGAUGCAUUGAGUUGUUGUGGGUUCUAUGUUUACUUACCCUAUGGAAUUUAUAAUUCAGUAUGUUUUACAUUGUACCAUACAGCAAAACUUUUAAACUACAGGUAGUUACACCUACAACAUAUCUGAGGUCCUCUGAUCUUAUUUUUCUAAACUUAAGCACUGUUUUCCAUAGUUUUGAUGACUGGCAUUUUAUAGACACCCUGGCAGCCUUACUUUUAACACCUUUAACGGAUAGUAUUUUUAUGUAGUUUUCAGAAUAACAUAUGGUCUAAGAGUGAAUAAGAGACAGUCAAUAAUUUCCAGAAGGGACUCUACUUUUCAUAAAUUGGGGAGUUUAAAAAAUUGUGAUGUGAUGGCAACAUAGUAUAUGUGUUUGUUUCUUAAAGUGUGCUUACAAUUGUCACUUUAUCAGCAUUUAAUCAGUGUUAACCAGUCAGCAGAAAAAUGUAAUUAGGUUAACAGUAGGGGUGGGGUGGGGGAGAAACCCACUUAGAAAUCCCUUUUCUGGUAUUUCUCUUUUCACUGUUUUUUUCAAGCUGUGACCACCCAGUGUUCUCUCCAUAGUUCGUUCAUCUUUUACUCUUGGAGUGGAAGAUCUUAAAAAUCUUGCUGUAGGCUGUUUCUUUCCAAAUCUCCUCAGAGCAGUUGCUAAUUUGACCUGAAUGUGGUGACUUGAACCCUUCCAAGGUCAUUGAACUAGGGCUAUUUAUGCUAGUAUUUCUUCAAUAAUAAUAUUUACUACUGCUGCUGCAAAAGCAAGGGAACUUCUUUGUAACCUGUAAAGUGAACUACAGAUCAGGCAGACACACAACAAAGUUCUUUCACCUUUCAUCAAGUCUAGAGCUUGGCAGAACCCCGAAGCAAAGGUCCUAGUUUUCUGUUUUAAAAAUAUUCAGCUCUAUAAGUCCUUGUCAGAAAUGAAUCUCAGUACCUUAAUACCAAAUUUCUCUAUCCUCAAUCCAUACAUGAUAUAUGUUGUCAUAUUUCAUGUACAGCUUUUAACUUCGUUUCCAUGAGUGCUGUGUUUUCUUUGCAGUCCAGCAUCAUUAGAGGAGGGCAGAACUGAUUGAUACUGAUUCAAGUCAUUUUGGAAGGCGGUACUUGUGUUUGGAAGGACGGGACUGGCCAUCAAUGAGUUAUUUGAUAACUAUCUCUGAAUACUGGAAUUCUGUGGAAUAGUUAAAAACUGCUCUAACAGACCACUAAAUAGAGUGCUAAAAUGAUGUCUCUUACUCCAGUGUCAUUUGACCAGGGAAUUGUGGAGAGAGGCAAGUUAGGCCCCCAAAACUGCUCUUAACUCAUUUUUCUAGUUUACCAUUUGCUUAUUUACGCACUUUUAAGCACUAACACAGCCUGAACAAGGUAAAAAUGGUUACAAUGCAGCUCUCUUUUAAUAGUCCUGAUGGUAAUUACUUUUGGAGAAAUCUCCAGACUCUACUUUCAAAUUUAAGAGAAUGCACCAAAACAGAGGUAUAUAGAAUGUCAGCUGUUCCUUUUUUUUAACCCCUGAAUGCCUUGGUGCAUUGUGAACAUACAAUUGAUUCAAAGGUAAAACAUGGUUUUGAGACUCCUUUUCCUCCACCUCCCUGAACAUCUCCCCAGUAAUAAUUAGAAUGCUAUUUUUUUUUCUUUUGGAUAAGGUAAAUAAUUCUAACACUUACGAUUUUAUGUUUUAUAGCAGUUUAGGAAAACAUAUGAGUGCUAGCCAAUAUGUUCAUAAUGUUGGCUGCGUGUGAAUUUCCGCUGGCAGCAUCUUUGAAUUUUCUGCCUGUUUAAUUUUGUUUUCAGUAUAUGAACAAUCAUGUACCUACCUGCCCUGGGAUGAAACUGAAUUUAGGUGGCCCUAAAAGUUGUGUAGUUCCCAAGUGAAGACAGUACUAAUGCACUCUCCUUUUCUCUGAUUUCAUCUUUUCGAGAAAUUUAUUUUAUUGGAAAGAGUUAAUAGUUAUGAAAGUAUAUUUGCUACAAGUGUACACUUGUAUUUUCUAAGCUUCAUGACUUGAGGAAUAGAAAGAGGUGUGGUAAGGAUAAAUGGGGACAAGGUCAAUUCAAAUUUCUAGGUUAGAAAGAAUUUUUGUGGACAUAGUGCUUUCUGAGAAACUCUGGAUGGCUGUAUUUUCUUGCUUCACAAAAGGAAAUAUGCAACAUGGUAAACCUAAAAAUAAAUGUGAGGGUCAGACACCAAAUAAAUCAACUUUUACAUAACAGUUGUAUGCCCAGUUUAUCUAGGUGAGAUUUCAUAUUACAGAAAGUAUUUGAGGAACAUGAAAAUGGGUUACUCAGUAUAUUUUCUAGUCUGGCAAAAAGGAAAAAAAAAAAAAAAGUAAAUUUCAUCACAUUGUUUUGCCCUAAUUUUGCCCAGAAUUUUAUCUCCAGCUUGUAUUGGAGAGGCAUGUUGCCUCUAAUAGUAAUGAAUCCGUUGUAAAAAGCCAUUCUAACUGGGCUUUUUAAAACAGUGUAAGUGACUAGUAGGCAGACUGACAAAGAUUUCAAGUUGAAGAAACAUUCCAUUAGGAAUUUUCUGGGGGGACAAAAUUGAAGAAUGAGAGACUAGUAUUAGAUUUGGCUACAAAGUAGGAAGCUAUUCCCCUACAUACCUACAGGCAGUUAUAUGUAUGAAUCAUAGUUUAUGUAUCUGUGUAUCACAUACAUUCUCUUAAAGCAAUUAGAGUGAUCAGCUGUGUUAUAAGAGUUAAAAUUGUAGUUAAUGCCUGAGCAUUUAGGUGGGUUCACUUUACCAGGCUGUAUUAAGAAAUAUUAAAGAAGUUACUGGUAUGCCUUUAGGACUAGUGGCAACUACUAAACCUUGGGUAUUUGUUAUUUACUUCUAGAACAAAAUGAAACAAUGGAAACAAAGAUUAAAAAUGGAUUGAUAUAAAUUUAAAGAAAUAUAAAUUCCUUGUGGACUAGGAAGAAAAUAUAGAAUAGUUUUACUUGUUGGCAAAUAGAGAAAUGCAAAACUAUUUUAGUGAUUUUUAUAAUUUUUUGUUUGUGUUUUUGUGCCUCAGCUUUAUACCUCACAAAACCAUCAAAUCUUUAUGGUAUUUUAUAAAUGCUUAAUAAAAUUUCCAUCAGAGAAAGUAUUUCAAUGAAAAUCAAGUUUUAAUUUUUUUUCCAAAACUUACUUCAUCUUUUCUCUGAAAUGAUUUCUUAUGGUGGAAAAGAGCAGAAGAGGCAGCAAAAAUGCAAACAAAAAACUGUACCACUAAUUUUAGGUCGGCACUGACACUGGAAGAUGUACUGGUUCCUCUUUUUUUUUUUUUUAACUUUGGAUUAGUCAUUUUACAGAAAGGGAUAAGUAACAUUUGUGGUCAUUUUCAUUUAUAUUUUAUAUAUUAUAAGUACUAUGUACAUGAAGAUUAUUCUAAAACAAGAUUCCCCAAAUCCAAAAGAAAAAAAAAAGUGUGGGGCCAGGGGUGAAAUUGAAGCUUGUAUAUAUGAAAGUUAUGUUAGAAUAUUUUUAAUUCUCCAGUUUCUGCAAAAUAAUUAAAAUAUACAGUAACUGGUCUCUUAAAAUCUUGGAUUUAAUGUAUUAAAUACGUAUAAAAAGUUUUUAUAUUGGUGCCUUUUUAAAAUGCAUUGAGAGUGUUGGUUAGCUGUUGUAGCUCUACAACACUUUUAUUGUGUAUUUUUAAAAAAUCACUUAAAAUUGAGUACUAUAUAAUUCAUCUUUGUGUUCUUAUGGCAAAACUGUUAAAGCAAUUUCCAAUACAGAAACUUUCAGCUUGGCUGUUCAAAGGAAAUCUUGAAACCAGAUUUUAAUACCUUUUUUAGUUUGAUAGUAUUUCUGAAUACCAUUACAAGAAAAUGCAGGUAAAAUAUAAGGUACAGUGAAAUUUUAGCUGUGAACUUAAUUAUGGUAUAUAUUUUCAUUCUGUUUUAAGGAAAAAUAAGUUCUGUAUCACACAAGGAUUUAUUAAUGGAAUUUUUGGUCAAUAAAAUACAGUAUUGUCUGGGAUUUUCAUCUCCAGACUAGUGUUUUUCUAGUCUUGGAACCUCUAUCAUGUAAUCUAUUAAUGUUUCAUGGAACAAUGUAAAAAAAAAUAAUCCUUGAACAAAACAAAAUGAACAGUCAUAUCACAUUGCUAUUCUCCAAAGCAAAAUCUCACAUGGUUUCGUACCAUGAUUGUGUAUUACUUGCGAUGGAUGUGUUAGGAUAUGACAGCUUUUUUAAAAAUGAGCUGCUUGUUCUACAAAGCAAAUGUCCUGUGACCAAGAAGCUGUGAUAUGCUAGUGUUUCUUUUUAUCAUAGUGUAUUGCUAGGCCAAAAAUGAUACCUUGAAUAUUUUUACAUUUAUUGCAGAAACCUAAAAUUUUGGAAUCUCCAUAAUGUUUUUAUGUAACAUUCUAUUUCUAGCUUUUUAGUUUUAUCUUGCUGUACUGUAAGUUUGUGAAUAUUUUUCACGUGCACUCUUAGAAAUAAGUUCAUAAUUCUGUUGUUGGGGUUUUUCUCCCAUAACAUUGCAUUUGUAUAUUUUCUGUAUAAAUUGGUUGUGAAUUAACCCUUGUCCCAUACUCAAGAGUGGUACAUGAAUGACUAGUUUUUUAAGAUAUCCUUUUUAUUGUGAAUAAAACAUAAAAUUCAGAGGCCCUCUGCUAAGCCACAUAAAGAGCAGCAUAUGACUUCAUAUAGGUACAGAUAAGCCAGUUUGCAGUGAACGGGCCCUCAGAUUACCUCAAGUGACAUACAGUAAGGAAAGCUUCUUGAACGGGUGGAGGUCACUGAAUCCCCUACUAUGCACUUAUCAGGAUCUAAUUUCCUAGAAAUGGAUUUUUUACGAAAUGAAUACACUGUAACAAGGGAAAAAAAAAUCUGGGUUUUGGUUUUCGUUGUAUAUUCUUGGGCUUUUUUUAAGUAGUUCAAAUUCUGAAACAGUGAUUAGAAAAAAUUUGUCAGGCACUCUCAGAUUUUGAACAAAGGUCACUUCCCCUUGUAUGUAAACGAAUCUCUCUGUUGUCGCUUCCUAAAUUUUGUAAAUUCUGCCCCUACCUCUUUCUCUUCUGUCAGUCUCUCAUAACUGUCUCUGGAUGUCUUUAUCUCACCUCCCCCCCACUAGUUUGAAGAUUAGGUCAACUCUAAUUUCCAAUUCAUUCAUCUCUUAUGUCUUAAUUUUUUGUUUGUGAUUGUUGUUAGCUGUGUAAUCUGCUGACAUAUUUUUAUACUCAAGUGUAAUUUUAUAUUAAAAAGAGAAGUGGUUGGAUUAAAAAUAAUAAGCUAUAUAACCCACACGUGACUUUCACUUUCCAACAUUGGGUACUAAAUUAUGAAUCCAGAGGUUAUAUGAACCUUUUAUGGUAUUUUUGCCUUCCUUUUUGUGGGAUUUGCAUUCUGGUUUGGCUUUCUUCUGAAAAUGUUUGGCAUGAGUGAUUAUUUGAUUUUUUUUUUUUUUUGGAAGUAUUUUAAAAGACAUUAAAGUUGUAAAGCAAAGAGUCUUAAUUUUCUCCCCACUGGAGAAAAAUGCUUUAACAUUACUGUAAAUUAUUCCAGGUUUGGAGGGGGUCUCCAGGCCACCUAUUUGCUUUUAAUAGUUGGACCUUUUAGACCAUUUGUUAUUUGCAAUCCCAGAGUGAUUGUUUCUACUAUUAAGUUUAAAAGAUACUAUUUUCUUUCUGUACAAGUGCAAUACCCCCCUUAAAGUCUUAAAAACUAUGGUGAUUUUUUUCUUUUCUGACCUACUCUUUAGCUAAUGACAAAAAGAAACCCUUUCAGAUCAUAGGAUGUGUGUUAAAGGCUACAAGAAGCAAAGUGAAAAACACUCCCCAGUCAAAAGAUCAGAUAUGGAAACCACUGUUCUAAUCUCAUGGCAUCUAUUUAGGCUACAUUUCCAUUGAAAUUAGUAAACUUUUGCCUGAGAAAUGUGUCCUAAAGUUGAAAUUCUUACAGACUGAAUUUUCUUAGGCCUUUUGACCAGAGCUCUAAAUUAACCUAAUAUUUAAUAUUUUUAUUUCAUUCUCUUUUUGAAAGUGAACUUAAAUAAAAGCAAAGCACUUAGCUCAAUUUUAAACACAUCAUUUACUGAAGAAAAAUUUUUUUAAAAUAUUUGGAGCUGUCCUGUUUUCAUACAAAUUUAAGUUAAAAAGUAUUUUUCGUAUCAUACAUAUUUAUAUGUAGUAUGCUGGAUUUCCUUUUCUAUACCUGUACUCCUGUAGUAAAACUGCUGUAAUGUAAAUACACAUUUUGUUAAAAGAGAACAUUUCUUUGGCAUUUCUUUUAAAGGCAGUUACUGCAUUUGUAUAGUAUGUGUCUUGGCCAUUUUAGAAUAUUUUUCUUUAACAAUACCAAAGGUAAUUAGACUAUUUUAAAGACUAAUUGCUUGACAGUUUCUAGGAUGUUUUGAGUUUUAGAAGCAAAAAAAAAAAAUAGGUCAAACCAGUAAACCUCAUUUUUUUUCAAACUAAUAAUUUGGGGAAAUAAAAACUAUUGUUUAAACAGAAAUAUAUAUAAAUAUAUAUGUAAAAUUAAAAUUCCAGACCUUGUAUGUCAGGUUCACUCAGUGUAAUGUAGUUUUUUUAAGGCUCAAAUACUAUACCUCGGAAAAUGAGGUUUACUAUGGAAAUAUUGAAACAGUCUUUGCAGCUGUGUGACAAGUCACUCUGCUAUAUACUGAAUUGGAGACCUCCGCUAAACAGUUUUAUCACUGCAGACUAAAAUAUGGGACUUGUAUUUUCUUUGUUUUUAAUAUGCACACAUACAUGUUUUGUGCAUGUAUGUGGGUACUGUGUAUGUGUAUGAGUGUUGUAUAUGCAUGUGUGAGUGUGUGUCUGUAUGUGUGUAUAAACUAAAGAAGCUGCAGAAACUUUGUAAUACUUUGUGAAAAGGAUUAUAUUAUAAAGGUUUGUACUGUCUGAGUGCACAGCUACUGGAAUAAAUUUAGGGAAUCUCAGGAAUAAGCAUAUAAUUUGUCCAAGAUUUAUUUCUUUUCAGAAGUGUAA